Molecule: messenger RNA, 2565 nt
Organism: Corylus avellana
Lineage: Eukaryota; Viridiplantae; Streptophyta; Magnoliopsida; Fagales; Betulaceae
Product: abscisate beta-glucosyltransferase-like
Molecular function (GO): UDP-glucosyltransferase activity
Source: RefSeq, a predicted model, not a curated record
AAUUAAAAUUAUAUGUCACGGGUGACGUUAGCACUGGACCAAACCAAUGCUUAUAUAAAUACAAGUCCUACUAAAUUGAAACAUAUGUACUUCAUUAUCUACACAAAAAAUAAGAAACAUAUACUUUUAUUUUAUAUUUAGGUCCAAGUUACCCCUCUCUCUGUGUCGGCGUCAUGGAAUUCGAAGGAGCUCCGGUAGUAUUGGAAAUUUUCUUCCUCCCCUUCGUGGGCGGAGGCCACCAGAUACCAAUGAUAGACACUGCCAGAGUGUUCGCCUCCCACGGAGUCAAAUCCACCAUCAUAGCCACACCCACUACCGCUUCCCAGUUCCAAAACUCCAUUCUCCGUGACCAGCAAAUCGGCCGCCGAAUCUCCAUCCACGCCCUCCGAUUACCUGAAGGCGCUGUCCCGCCGGACACGGACUUGUCCGCCAGGGGUUCCACCGACACCUCAGUCCUCCAGGAGCCUCUCAGGCUCUUCCUACUUGACCGCAGGCCCGACUGCAUCGUCGUCGACUCGUUCCACCGCUGGGCGGCUGAGCUCAUCGACGUGCUUCGAAUUAGAAGGAUUGACUUCACCGGAAGUGGGAUCUUCUCUCGCUGUGUCAUGGAGAAUGUGAAGAAAGUGCCGCACGAGAAGCUGGGUUCGGACUACGAGCCUUUUUUGGUGCCGGGUCUUCCCGAUCGGAUCAAGUUGACGAGGUCUCAGCUUCCGCCUUUUCAUAGAGGGAAAUCUGGGCCAUUUAAUAAGCUGGGUAAAGGAGAGGAGAUGAGCUUUGGGUCUCUGAUUAAUAGUUUCUACGAUUUGGAGCCAGCUUACGUUGAGUAUUUCAGGAAGGAGAUGGGAAAGAAGGCUUGGAUUAUAGGACCGGUGUCUCUAUACAACAGAAAUGUUGCAGAUAAGGCUGAGAGAGGCCAACAAGCCUCCAUUGAUGGGCAAAGUUGCUUGAAAUGGUUGGAUGAUAAAGAACCCGACUCUGUUCUUUAUAUCAGUUUCGGGAGCUCGGGUCGCUUUUCACCCCAACAGCUCAUCGAGAUGGCUCACGGUCUCGAGUCUUCCAACCAUCCAUUCAUUUGGGUGGUCGGAAAGAUCUUCACGAAAUCGGAGGGUACUCGCGAAGAGGAAGAAAAUUGGCUUCCCGACGGAUUUGAAGAGAGGAUUAAGGAAUCAAAGAAGGGAUUGAUAAUAAGAGGGUGGGCGCCGCAGUUGUUGAUACUAGAGCAUCCUGCAGUGGGAGCGUUCAUGACUCAUUGUGGGUGGAAUUCUACGUUGGAGGGAGUGAGUUCCGGCGUACCGAUGAUCACAUGGCCUGUCGCGGCGGAGCAGUUCUCCAAUGAGAAACUGGUGACUGAUGUGUUGGGAAUUGGGGUUCAAGUUGGGAGCGUGGAUUGGAUAUCGGCUGAUGUUGAAAAGAAGGCGUUGGUGGGGAGGGAGAAGGUGGAGGUGGCAGUGAAAAGGUUGAUGGAUGGUGCUGAGGCCGGCGGUAUGAGAAGGCGAGCUAGAGAGCUUGCAGAGAAGGCCAAGAGAGCUGUUGAAGAAGGAGGAUCUUCAGAUAAGGAUGUUAAUGCGUUAAUUGAGGAGCUUAAAUCCUUCAGGAAAGACACUCUGGAGCCGGCUUAUGCAGAUCAUUACAGAAACGUUUUGGGAAAGAAGGCAUGGCAUAUAUGGCCGGUUUCAGUGUGCAACAAGGAAGCUCAAGAUAAAGCUCAGAGGGGGAAACAAUCCUCUGUUGAUGAACAUGAAUGCCUGAAGUGGCUUAAUGCAAAGAAACCCAAUUCAGUUGUUUAUGUAUGUUUUGGAAGUUUGGCUUACUUCAAUGAUUCUCAGCUGAUGGAGAUUGCAAUGGGUCUUGAGGCUUCUGGGCAGCAAUUCAUUUGGGUUGUGAGGAAAGAAAAGAAUGGUGGAGGAAAAGAAGAGUGGCUGCCUCAAGGAUUUGAGAAGAGAAUGGAAGGUAAGGGUCUAAUUAUAAGAGGUUGGGCGCCCCAAGUUUUGAUUCUUGAUCAUGAAGCAGUUGGAGGAUUUGUGACUCACUGCGGCUGGAAUUCAACGUUGGAAGGAGUCACUGCAGGGGUUCCCAUGAUCACAUGGCCUGUGUUCGCCGAACAGUUUUUUAAUGAGAAGUUGGUGAUUCAGGUACUGAAAAUUGGAGUUGAAGUUGGGGUUGAGCGAUGGGUUGAUGGAGAUGAUGAAGUGGGGGAAGAAAAUAUAAAGAAGGAAGCAGUAGAGAAAGCAAUGAAGCGAAUUAUGGUGGGUGAAGAAGCAGAGGAAAUGAGAAGCCGAGCCAAGGCACUCGGAGAGAUGGCAAGGAGGGCUGUGGAAGAAGAGGGAUCAUCUUACUCUGAUUUGAAUUCUUUGAUUGGAGAAUUAAAGUCACGUUGCCCUUGAGAUGCAAGCAAAUUAACGAUGAUAUGCCUUCUAUUUUAAUUAUCCUUUACAAGAGUUUAUCCUUGUUGGUGUUUGACUGUUUGUUAGUUGUGUUUGCUUGUUAUUCAAUCCUCAUUUGGUAGAUAUUGUCCUAAGAUAUUGGGAUUAAUAUUCCAUUUUAAUUUCUGAGCUAUUUGGCUAA